Penicillium concentricum is the source of this 1140-nucleotide messenger RNA. RefSeq names its product alpha-factor pheromone receptor STE2 (gene preB). Gene Ontology annotation, cellular component: membrane; G protein-coupled receptor homodimeric complex. The transcript has a single exon. The record is from RefSeq and is a predicted model, not a curated record. Gene Ontology annotation, molecular function: pheromone binding; mating-type factor pheromone receptor activity. The coding region runs from base 1 to 1140 and encodes 379 amino acids. NCBI's taxonomy places the organism in Eukaryota, Fungi, Ascomycota, Eurotiomycetes, Eurotiales, Aspergillaceae. Gene Ontology annotation, biological process: G protein-coupled receptor signaling pathway.
AUGGCGACAUCGUCAAGUCUCCCAUUCGAUCCAUUCACCCAGAAUGUCACCUUCCUCGAUGCGAAUGGCGCUCCGUUCGAAGUCCCGGUAAAAGCACUGGACGUCUUCGUCAUGUACAAUGUCCGAGUGUGCAUCAAUUACGGCUGCCAGUUUGGGGCGUCGCUCACCUUGCUGAUCAUUCUUCUGCUUUUGACUCAAUCCGACAAGCGCCGUUCGGCCGUUUUUAUCAUGAAUGGUCUGGCCUUGUUCUUCAACAGCGGGCGUCUGCUUUUUCAACUCAUCCAUUUUUCCACGGCGUUCGAAGAGGUAUACCCAUACGUCUCCAAGGACUUCUCAUCCGUGCCGUGGACCGCAUACGCCGUUUCCAUCGUGGCUGUCGUUCUCACUACCCUGGUCAUCGUCUGUGUUCAAGUAUCGCUUGUGAUUCAAGUCCGCGUGGUUUGCUCUACACUACGUCGUCAAUACAGGCAUUCUUUACUGGCGUUAUCUAUCCUGGCCGCCCUGGUGCCAAUCGGAUUUCGCAGUACAUGGAUGAUUGUGAACUGCAAUGCCAUAAUUACACUCAAAUACAUGGCUGAAAUAUGGUGGAUAGAAAGCGCAACCAACAUCAGCGUCACCGUCAGCAUCUGCUUCUUCUGUGUUAUCUUUGUCACCAAACUCGGAUUUGCCAUAAAACAGCGCCGCCGACUCGGGGUGCGCGAAUUCGGUCCGAUGAAAGUCAUUUUCGUCAUGGGCUGCCAGACCAUGGUUGUCCCGGCCAUCUUCUCCGUCAUCCAGUACUAUAUCACUGUGCCAGAACUGUCCUCCAACGUGGUGACCCUGGUCGUCAUUUCACUCCCACUCUCGUCCAUUUGGGCCGGCGCCGCCCUCGAGCACGCACGACGUACCGGAAGCCAAGAGUAUCCACGCCGACGCAACUUAUGGGGGAGCCUUGUCGGCGGUGCCGAAAGUGUACUGUCUCCCACAAAGGAUAGUCCAACAAGCCUGUCUGCCAUGACUGCUGCGCACACUCUGUGCUACUCGGAUCAUACCAUGAGCAAAGGAUCAUACAACUCGCGGGACACCGAUGCUUUCUAUGGAAUAGCAGUUGAACACAAUAUUUCGAUCGACCGAGUUCAAAGGAACAAUCCAAUCGUGUGA